Molecule: messenger RNA, 2071 nt
Organism: Myxozyma melibiosi
Lineage: Eukaryota; Fungi; Ascomycota; Lipomycetes; Lipomycetales; Lipomycetaceae
Exons: 1
Coding region: 414-2036 (540 amino acids)
Molecular function (GO): N,N-dimethylaniline monooxygenase activity; flavin adenine dinucleotide binding; NADP binding
Source: RefSeq, a predicted model, not a curated record
CAUUAUGAACAGCUGUAUGAAUUCUGGAAAAUAAAGAUGAGAAUCUAUUUUGAUUAUGAAGAAUAAUAUUACAGAUUCAAAUUUAUCGAUCUAUAGCAUGCAUUUGGGGAUUUGUCGUGUGUUCGAUAUGACCGUUCGUUAGCCAGAGAAUCCUCCGGUUGAAAGUGUACGCGUCCACCACACUCGACUUCAUAUCGCUCGCACAUCACUUUCCAGUGCGCUACUUUCGCAGAACUACCGCCGACAAUAGACCUAUCACAUAAACCGGCCAGCUGGUAUCUAGCUUAUAAAAAUGAGCAUAUCAACCUCGGCUUGGACGAAUAUGAUCUACGACAAUAUAAAAGAGCCGAGCCUGUCCUCGAGAUAUCCACCUCUCAUCCACUUCAUCUCUCACUUCACUCUGAACAAUCAACAUGGCUGAAAUUCCCUCCUAUGACGUGAUCAUCCUUGGCGCUGGUUUCUCCGGCUGCAGCCUUCUCUACCACCUCCGCAAAGCAGGCUACAACGUGCACAUCUUUGAGAAAGCUCCCUGCGUCGGCGGCACCUGGUACUGGAAUCACUACCCCGGUGCGCGCGUCGACUCCAACACGCCGAUGUAUGAGCUCGAUAUCCCGGAGGUGUACAACACCUGGAACUGGUCGCAGCGCUUCCCGGACUGGCAGGAGCUGCGCGAGUACUUCAAGCACGCCGACAAGGUGCUCGAGGUCUCGAAGGACACGGACUUCAACACCACCAUCACCGACGCCGUUUGGGACGAGGUCUCUCAGACCUGGACCGUCACCGCCGAGAACGGGAAGCAGGCUCGUGCAAAGUUCUUCCUCGCCUGCGUCGGCUUUUGCGCAAAGAACUUUACCCCCGACUUCAAGGGUCUCAGCAAGUUCAAGGGCGAAGUCUACCACUCUAACGAGUGGCCCGAGGGCACCGUCGAUCUUUCUGGCCGCCGGAUCGGGUUGAUUGGCACUGGAUCUACCGGAGUGCAAAUCACGCAAGAGGCGGGGCCGGUGUGUGAGGAGCUCUUUGUCUUUCAGCGCACGCCCAACCUCUGUCUUCAUAUGAAGCAGGAGCACUACGACCCUUCCGCGCCGAUCGACAAGGCAAAGUACGAGGAGUAUUUCAAGCAGCGCAUUACCUCGUUCGGCGGCUUUCUUUUCGAUUUCCUAAAGAAGAAAGCAAUCGAAGACACCCCCGAAGAGCGCGAGAAGCUCUACGAAGAGCUAUAUGCGCAAGGCGGGUUCCAGUUCUGGGUCGCAAACUACCACGACGUGCUCCUCGACGCCGAGUCCAACAAGUUUGCCUACGAUUUCUGGCAGCGCAAAGUGAGCGCGCGCAUCAUGGAUCCCAAGAUCGCCGAGAUCCUCGCGCCCAAAGUCGCGCCUCACCCGUUCGGCACCAAGCGUCCUUCGCUCGAGCAAAACUACUACGAGCAGUUCAACCGCCCCAACGUGCACGUCGUCGACGUCAACGCCGAGCCGAUCGCCGAGUUCACCGAGAACGGCAUGCGCACGAGCGCCGGCGAGUACAAGUUCGACCUGUUGAUCCUCGCAACCGGCUUCGACGCCUUGACCGGCUCGUACAAGCACAUGAACAUCAAAGGCAUCAACGGUGUCGACCUCAACGAGAAAUGGGCCGAGAAGACACGCACCUACCUCGGCAUGACGGUCCAUGACUUUCCAAACAUGUUUUUCACCUACGGUCCGCAGGCGCCGACCGCGUUCUCGAACGGCCCGUCCUGCAUCCAGGUCCAGACCAAGUUCAUUCUCGACACGCUCAACCACAUGCGCGACAACAAGCUCACUUCGUUCAACGCGACCGGCGACGCGGAGAUGGAGUACACGACGCAGAUCGGCGAGGACGCGAGCAUGUCGCUGUUUCCGUUGGCAAAGUCGUGGUAUAUGGGCGCUAAUAUCCCCGGUAAGGCGGUCGAGAUGUUGAAUUAUAUCAGAGGAUUGCCUGCGUAUGUGGAUCUGCUUGAUACUGUCGAGAAGGAGAACUGGAAGGGAGUUGAUUUUGCUCCUGUCGCUGUUGCCCAGAACUGAUUUUGAAUUUGAUUUUUUGUUGUUGAGAAAGACAA